Molecule: messenger RNA, 4233 nt
Organism: Condylostylus longicornis
Lineage: Eukaryota; Metazoa; Arthropoda; Insecta; Diptera; Dolichopodidae
Gene: Ekar
Product: glutamate receptor ionotropic, kainate 2
Exons: 12
Coding region: 323-3451 (1042 amino acids)
Biological process (GO): monoatomic ion transport
Cellular component (GO): postsynaptic membrane; plasma membrane
Molecular function (GO): glutamate-gated receptor activity
Source: RefSeq, a predicted model, not a curated record
UUUAAGCUAAUAAUAGUGUGUUUUUGUUGCAAUAAUUAAAUUAGAUACAGACGUUUGUUAAACAAAAAAUUAUAAGAAAACAAUAAAUAAUUCACUGUUUUUGUAAUCGCACAAAAAACAAAAAAAAAUUUACUUUCUUAUAUUAUUAUUUGAGCUUCUUAGCCCAUAAAAAACACAAAAUCUAAAUAAUUUUCCCUCUUAUUUUGGGAGUAACGGUCAUUUUUUUUGUUUUGAAAAACCAAAAUUUGAAAAUAUAAAAAAAUAUAAAUAUUAAAAUUACUAAUUUUAAAUAAAAUUUAUAAUUAAAUUUUAUAGUACAAUUAUGAAAUGGAUAUUUCACUUUUAUAAAAUAACUGUAAUUAUAAAUCAAUUAAUAAUGGUUGUUUCUUUACCACAAUUUAUUCGUGUUGGUGCUAUUUUUGAUGAAAAUCAAAAAAAUGGUCCCACUGAAUUUGCAUUUAAAUAUGCUGUACAUAGUAUAAACGAAAACAAAGGGAUUUUACCGGAAACAAAAUUAAUUUUUAAUAUUCAAUAUGUUAAAAAAGAUGAUUCAUUUCACGCAACAAAAAAAGUUUGUUCUCAAAUAAAAAUGGGUGUUCAGGCAGUAUUUGGACCUACAGAUCCUAUAUUAGGAUCUCAUAUACAUUCAAUAUGCGAUGCAACUGAUAUACCACAUUUAGAAACACGUAUAAAUGAAAAUAAUGAAAUAAAAGAAUUUUCAAUAAAUUUACAUCCAGCACAAGAAUAUGUUAAUUAUGCAUUUCAAGAUGUUAUAAAAUACUUAAAUUGGACAAAAUUAGGGAUUUUAUGCGAAAAAAAUUAUGGUAUAAUACAACUUAGAGAAUUGGUAAAAAUGCCUGGAUUAGAAGUUCAUAUACGACAAGUUGAUGCUACAUCAUAUAUACAAAUUUUAAAUGAAUUAAAAAAUAAAGAAAUUCAUAAUUUAGUAAUUGAUACAAAACCCGAUAACAUUUCCUUAUUAUUAAAAGGGAUUCUUCAAUUGCAAAUGAAUGAAUAUAAAUAUCAUUAUUUAUUUACCAGUUUUGAUUUAGAAACGUUUGAUUUAGAGGAUUUUAAAUAUAAUUUUGUUAAUAUAACAGCAUUUCGUUUAGUUGAUAUUGGUGAUGUUGGUGUUAAAGAAAUUUUAAAAAAUAUGCAAUUAUAUCAGAAGAAUUAUUUAAAUAGACAACUUUCAAAUAAUUAUUCGAUAACAGUUGAGAAGAAUUUUAAUUUUAAUAAUAACGGCAUUAAAAAACCAAGAGCAAUACAGACUGAACCAGCUUUAAUGUUUGAUUCAGUUUAUAUAUUUGCAAUUGGUUUACAAACUUUAGAACAAUCGCAUACAUUACAAUUACCAAAUAUAAGUUGUGAAAAUGAAAAUCCAUGGGAUGGUGGCCUUAGUCUAAUCAAUUAUAUAAAUGCUGUUGAAUGGAAAGGUCUUACUGGUCCAAUACAAUUUAAGGAAGGCAGAAGAAUACAAUUUAAAUUAGAUUUAGUUAAAUUAAGGCAACAUUCAAUCAUUAAAGUUGGUGAAUGGUCGCCCCAAUCAGGUUUAAAUAUUACAGAUCGUUCAAUAUUUUAUGAUUCUGGCACAAUGAAUGUAACAUUGGUUGUAAUAACAAUAUUGGAGACACCAUAUGUUAUGAUGCAUUAUGGUAAAAAUUUUACUGGAAAUGAACGAUUUUUUGGAUUUUGUGUGGACAUAUUACAUCGUGUUGCACAGGAAGUUGGUUUCGAUUAUAUAUUGGAUUUGGUACCAGAUCGAAAAUAUGGUGCAAAACAUCCGAUAACAGGAGAAUGGAAUGGAAUGGUUGCUCAAUUAAUGAAGCAUAAAGCUGAUUUAGCUGUUGGAUCAAUGACAAUAACAUAUGCAAGAGAAAGUGUAAUAGAUUUUACAAAACCAUUUAUGAAUUUGGGUAUAAGUAUAUUGUUUAAAGUUCCAACAUCACCACCAACACGUUUAUUUUCAUUUAUGAAUCCAUUAGCUAUUGAAAUAUGGUUAUAUGUUUUAGCUGCAUAUAUAUUAGUAUCAUUAACAAUGUAUAUUGUUGCAAGAUUCUCACCAUACGAAUGGAAUAAUCCACAUCCAUGUGAUACAGAAAAUGAAAUUAUUGAGAAUCAAUUUACAAUUGCAAAUAGUUUUUGGUUUUCUGUUGGUACAUUAAUGCAACAGGGAUCUGAUUUAAAUCCAAAAGCAACAUCAACACGUAUUGUAAGUGCAAUAUGGUGGUUUUUUACAUUAAUUAUUGUAUCGUCGUAUACAGCAAAUUUAGCAGCAUUUUUAACUGUCGAACGUAUGGCAACACCAAUUGAAAAUGCAGAAGAUUUAGCCAGUCAAACAGAAAUAUCAUAUGGUACAUUAGAAAGUGGCUCAACAAUGACAUUUUUUCGGGACUCAAUGAUAGAGACUUAUAAAAAAAUGUGGAGAUUUAUGGAAAAUAAAAAACCAUCAGUAUUUACAACUACAUAUGAAGAAGGUAUCAAACGUGUUUUAGAGGGAAAUUAUGCAUUCUUAAUGGAGUCAACAAUGCUUGACUAUAUCGUACAAAGAGCUUGUAAUUUAACACAAAUCGGUGGACUUUUGGAUACUAAAGGUUAUGGUAUAGCAACACCAAUGGGAUCACCAUGGCGCGAUAAAAUUUCCUUAGCGAUUCUUGAGUUACAAGAGAAAGGUGAAAUUCAAAUGUUAUAUGAUAAAUGGUGGAAAAAUGCCGGCGAAACAUGUAUAAAACAGGAUAAAGCUAAAGAAUCUAAGGCAAAUGCUUUAGGUGUUGAUAAUAUAGGUGGUGUAUUUGUAGUUUUAUUAUGUGGUAUAGCGAUUGCAGUAUCAAUAGCUAUAUGCGAAUUUUGUUAUGUUACAAAAAAACGAUCGAAUGUAAAAACGACAAAUUUAUUGAUGAAAAGAAGAUAUGAAGCGGUUUUAUUAAAAAAUGAUGCAGUUUAUAAUGAUAUAAGUAAACAACAAUUAAAUAAUAUAAAACGACAAUUAUAUGAUAUAAAACAACACAAUUUAAAUUCAGCUACAUCAGCAGCAUUAUUAAAUCGUUCAUAUAAAAUACCAAAAAGAUCAAUUUAUUCUGAAAUGAGUGAAGAAUUUUGUUUUGCAUUGCAAUGUUUAGGUUCACAACAACGUCCUGCAUUAAAAAGGCAAUGUUCAAAAUGUUUUCCAAACAAUACAAAUUUAUUAAUGGGGACAACAAAAACAUUAAAUGGUACAGGAACAACAGAAAAAUCUUUAAUUGAGAAGGAAUUGAAAACAACAACCAAUAUCGAAACAACAAGUCUUAUAACAACAAAGCAAUCAUUACCAACAUCAUCAAUAUCUACCCAAAUUAAUGAUAACAAUAAAAGAAAUGUUAGAAGAACAUCAACAGUAACUCUUGAUAAACCAACAAUCAUGAAAACUAGUACUGCGAAAAAAAUAAAAUCUACAACAAUCUCAAAUAUUUAAAAUCUCGAACAUAUGUUACUGAACAUAGACGCUUACAAUUUUCUUUGCAAAAAUUUAAAUAUAAUAUUCAAAUUUUCCACAAAUUUUUUUACUUCAUUUAAGUAAAGUUUGCGUGAUUUGGCGGUUUAAAUUCAAAUUUCAUAAAUGCAAUAAUACUUUCCUUAAACAGUUCAGCAAUUAUUAUUCAUAAGCAGAAUUGCUGAAAAAGUGUAUUAAAAUGUGUAAUUUUUUUCUGUAAUGUUAAUUUAUUUUUGAACAAUAAUUAUUCAAUAAGAAUGGUUGAUUUCAUUUCAUGUGAAAAGGGAAACAGAAGGAAAAAUUUGGCAUUAUUAGUGAGUUGCGAAAAGUUUCUUGUUAAAUUAAUUAUGAAACUUUUUUAUUUUCAUAUUUCGGAAGGGAAGAUUUCUAAAAUCAAAACUAACUUACAAUAAAAGACGCCAUAUGAUAUUCUUGGGUCCAUGAAUUAUUGUAAAUGUAAGGGAAACUUGGUUGUUAAGUAGAACAUUUUUAUAAUUGAAGGAAGAAAUCAGUUUGAAUGAUUGUUGUAAACUUUUAUUUUUCUCAAUUACUCUUCAACCAGAACAGAUAGGAGGGAAACUCAUAUACCAAAUUAAAGUUAAAUUUAUAAGGUUACCAUAGCUGUGUUGAAAUUAGAGGAAGCUCUAAUGUUACGUCAUCUAGAAAAUUAACAUUUUUUAAAAAUGAAAAUUGAAAAUUUCAUACUUUUCGAAUUAUAUUGUCAUGUGAUUCCGAAAAUAAACUUUAACUAAUUUUUGUAGAUA